AAGUGAAAUUAGAGUUGUGGCCAAGGAAGUCCGAAUUAUUGUUUUGAUUAGAUAUAUACAUGGUGUAUUAUUCAUUGUUGAUGAGAGUUGGUAGAUUAGAUAGAGGCGUCGAGAAAUCCCCCUAGUGUUGGCUAUUGGAGGACCGUUCUAACCAUACGGGAUGGGUGACAUUCACUACAAUUUAUACCGUCGUGCGAUUCGGCGCUGCUGCGAUCACGAGGUGGUUUCGGAGCUCACAAAUCCUGAUCUGCCGCUACUCUCAGUGUUUACGAGCAAGAAGUACAGGAUGCCAUGGCAAAAAACGAAGCUAGUGAGAGCGUAUGUUACGUUAGCUGAUGUCCUGGACUCGUCAGUGGGAAGCGAGCACUCAAAAAAGCUCUCGCAGUUAGCUGAAGUGCGUGAGCAGUCUAUGCUGGACAAUUUCAAAGAGCAUUUUGAAGUAAACGACAAGGGCAAUCUGAAGGCCACAGCUAAAUCUUAUGCCCACGUAAAUUUGGACGCAGAAGAGAAAUACGUGGUGGAUGUGGAACUCGGCGCAGUGACCUACAAAGAAAUCAAAGCAGAAAGCCUGGACGAGGUGCUGCCUGGCCUGAAAGUUCAACAGAAUCACUUUGUGCUGAAAGAGCGAAAGCCAAGAUCACUGUACGUAGUAAUACGCUGCGAUUUGGCUGAGAAGAUCAUAAUGACCACCGACUUGCAAACUAAGGAGGGUGCCUCUGCAGGCGUGGACAUAAAGACGGAUAUCGGCGAUGAUGCAGGAUUGUCAGCGGAUCGCACGUCACAAACAAAUGCGAUGCGUAACUUCAAGAGCACGAUCGGCUUUAAAUGCUGCCAGCUUCGCAUCAACGGCGACAACACGCUCUCGUUGAAACAGUAUGACUUCGGCCAGAGACGGCUGGACAUGGAUGAAACUGACUCAGGUGCAGCGGCAAGUGGGAGCGGUACUGACAGCACAGAUGGUGGCGUAUCUGGUUUCCGUGCAUUGCUGCAGCCAUUCACCAUCGUUCAGCAGAGAAAGGAAGUGCAGGCAGUAAUCCUGGACUGGGUAAAAUCUUGCCCAUCGGAAGACGUAAUCUGCUUCAUUGAAGAACUUCUGGACAAUAUACUGACAACCGGCGAAACGGCAAAGAGCUGUCAGCUCCCGGCAUCGUGGGUUUGCAAGUCGUUUGUUGCAGAAAGUUUGACGGAGGCCACGGUUGCUCUGCUUAAGUCAGCCGGUAUUUCAGUCAUUCAGUCACCCUACCAAGAAGCAGAGUUACAGUGGAUGAACCUCAGUGACGAUGAUAUCGAUUUACUGUCAGCUUGCUUGCGCAUCGUUAGCCUAACCGAUGAUCUCAACUCAGACCAGCAAGCCGCUAUCGGUUAUGUUGCUGCCGAUGAUGCGAAUAAUGUCAUUGAUGUGCUGCUGGCAGCAUCUGAGUUCAAGGCUCCAAAGAUGGAUCUCAAGGACAAAAACAGGACGACAUGGGCUACGUUUGAGCAUCCAUCUGUUGUCAAGCUGUGCAAAAUGCCUAUUGCCGGGGCCAUGCAAUCCUUUGGCAUUCAUCUGCAGGUUUCAUCGGAGACAUCAGCCAUGUUUGAUUCGUACCUCCUGGACGAGGGUCGACUGCAGAACAUUGCUGCUUUGAUUCACAUGUUAUGCCUUUCUGUUGCAUGAACAUUGUCUCGGCUUACCGCGUGCCACUGAAAGAAGCCUGGCGUUUUGAGACAAAUUAAUGUUUUCGAAUCACUGUGUUGUAGAGCUAAUUCACUAUUUUUAUACUACAAAUCUCAGUCUAUUUCUCAUGGUACAUUUCCUUCUCUGUGCACCGUUGGACUACCUCCAUAUAGCAGUAUCCCAGAUUGAUACCAAUACAAACAAGAGUACAUUACCUCCUGUACUCUUGACACAAAUAGCAAUUCGGCCACAUGCCAUAGUAAUCUUUUCUACGGAUUAAUUUUGAAAGGUCACUUCUUAUAAUCUUGGUUCCAAGCCGGCCGAGAACUUGUCCACAAGAUAUUUUAUUCGUUCUACCAUAUUUUACCUUCACUGGCGAGAGUUUUAUAAUCGAAACAGCUGUAUGAA
Sycon ciliatum is the source of this 2065-nucleotide messenger RNA. RefSeq lists its product as uncharacterized. The record is from RefSeq and is a predicted model, not a curated record. The transcript has 5 exons. Bases 161 to 1657 code for a protein of 498 amino acids. Lineage: Eukaryota; Metazoa; Porifera; Calcarea; Leucosolenida; Sycettidae.